Manihot esculenta (cassava) is the source of this 750-nucleotide messenger RNA. Its product is annotated as protein BIC1. The record is from RefSeq and is a predicted model, not a curated record. The transcript has a single exon. The coding region runs from base 173 to 637 and encodes 154 amino acids. NCBI's taxonomy places the organism in Eukaryota, Viridiplantae, Streptophyta, Magnoliopsida, Malpighiales, Euphorbiaceae. Gene Ontology annotation, biological process: blue light signaling pathway.
CCAUUCUCCAAUACGUGUAAUCUAACUCCCCACUCAUUCUCUGAGCUUUACUCCCCACAUCUUAUAUCUAAGCUUGAGCUCCUCACAACCACCUCCAUCUACUGUGAUAUUCUUCUCUUUCUCCCAGAGCCACCAUCAACGACCAAGAAAGAAAACCCUAGCUACCUCCACCAUGAAAUCUUGUCUUCCAUUAGAACCAGCCAAAACACAGAGCUUCUUGUCUUCCAAAACUACGUAUGAUCUUCAUCAUUAUCAAGAAAAUGAUGGAAUCAAGAUUACUGAUUUAAAAUGCAUACCUUCAAAGACGUCGACACUCCCACUUCUGCAGUCUAAUGGGCAGCUUUCAGCAGGAGAUGAAGCAAUGAAGGUGGUGAGAGAAGAGCAGUUAUUGCAGGAAGAUAUUUGUGGACGUGAAAGGCUCAAGAGACAUAGGAUUGAGGUUGCGGGUCGGGUUUGGAUCCCUGAUAUUUGGGGUCAGGAAGAGGUUUUGAAGGAUUGGAUCGAUUGUUCUGCGUUCGAUGCUUCGUUAGUGGCUAACAGGAUUAUGUCUGCUCGUGCAGCUUUGGUUGAAGAAGGAAGAAGAAGAAGAGGGCCCGCAUGUGUUGCCGGAAGAUUAAGAAUCGAAAACAGGUGUUGAGCCAUUCUGAUGAUGUUAAUGUAACUUUCCAUUGUUUUGAUAUUAUUAGAGGGUUAAAAUGAGUAAAUAUUUUGAUGCCAUGGUUAAUAAAUCAUUUCCUAGUUGUGAAAUUA